This is a messenger RNA of Beauveria bassiana ARSEF 2860, 1236 nucleotides long. RefSeq lists its product as uncharacterized. NCBI's taxonomy places the organism in Eukaryota, Fungi, Ascomycota, Sordariomycetes, Hypocreales, Cordycipitaceae. The record is from RefSeq and is a predicted model, not a curated record. Bases 1 to 1236 code for a protein of 411 amino acids. The transcript has 2 exons.
AUGGGCUCAAAAUCAAAUGCAUCAAACUUGGGAAAGUCCAAAGCGGCUUCCACAACUGUCGUGAAAGCUAGCAACGCGACCAGAGAGGUUGCUGCUGCACCUGACUCUCAGGUCUCUGAGAGGGAGAUCCGCAACGUGUGGCACUCUAUCAAGACCGCCAACGAGAACAGAGGCAAGAACAACGCAAUCAUUGCUGUCGUUCCAGAAAUUCAGGUCAAAAAUAUGCAGGACAAAAUUAAGAAACGGGAAAAACAACUCUCGUCCAAAGUCCUCGUGGCCAGCGAAAAGAACCUGCAGCAGCUCAUCGAACAGGUCGCCAACUCGAUUGCUGAGCCGUCAAAGGGAAAAGCCAAAAGUCUCCGACAGGGAGAAGUCAUGGACAUUAUUGUCUCCUACGCAAUCAACAUGAUAACUUACAGAAUCCCGGCAACGGUCAAAACAGUCAAGGUUGAUGCUUGCCAAGGAAGCCCGCCCGCGUACAAAUUGAACAUUGGGUUAAAGUCAACCUACUGUGAGGUGAAUACCUUCAACUGGUUCCAUCAAGGCAACAAGAUGCUCGACAAGCGGUCGCUAGAGCAUAGCCCGAAGUGCUUCUUUGACUGCAAUGAGGACAUGGACCAAGUGAGAGCGCUAGUGAAACCGCCUACCGACCCGAUACCCCUUCCCACGGCGAUUGAACUCGCUGGUAUGAAGGAUAUGUUUGUUGACUUGACAAAAGAAUGCAUGGAACAAGAGUCCAAGAAAAAAAAUGAUACUCACAAAGUUAGUCCAGGAGUUGUGGGUUCAUCUAGUCCGCAGACUGACGGCACAGAAACGUGGUUUCAGAAGUGGAAGGCGGUUCUGGCGACCGUCAUAGGAAUUGCCUCUGGCAUUUCCGGUGCCGGUAUAUUCACCACUGGAUGGGUCACAGCAGCAGGGGUUUACAUCAAAGGGCCUUGCGGCCUCGCCAUCUCGGCCGGAUACUUUCAUGGUGCCGUCGUAUCCGGUGCUGUAUUGACGGGCGUCGGUACGGGUAUGGUCGUCCCUGGUAUGUUGUAUUUGAUCCCAUGGCGCAGGGUAUUCGAAAUGUUGGGACAGAUGCUAGCGAGCAUUUGGGGUCAUAUUUGUGAAGCAAUAAGCUGGCUAUGGGGCAAAAUAAAAGAACUAGCUAGCACUGUCAUUCAGGAGAUCCAGAAUGUUCGGAAUGCCUUUUUGGGUCAGGCUUUCUCACGGGCAGUGCCUGCCAGAUAUGGGUGA